Polistes canadensis is the source of this 1273-nucleotide messenger RNA. Its product is annotated as putative mediator of RNA polymerase II transcription subunit 26. NCBI's taxonomy places the organism in Eukaryota, Metazoa, Arthropoda, Insecta, Hymenoptera, Vespidae. The record is from RefSeq and is a predicted model, not a curated record.
UAUUCAACUAUGAAUUUGACUUAUUGAUUUGACUUGAGUAUUCUAAUAUUUACUAUUAUACUUUUGACUAGGAAACAAUUUGUGACGAUUGGUCUCCGAUCAACACUUCCACCUGGCGACAGCCGACGCGAACAACCGUUUCGGCCAAGACCCGAGUUCCGAGCGCUGACGUUGCAGUCACGACUCGUCUCACAGCGCGACUUCUGCUCGGCGCUACCACCGCCAGCGAUGUCAAACCUCGUCGUUUUCUCCCGCCAACACACACAGAAACGCACGAUCUUAUCGACUCUCUUCUUUCACCGACUACAUCACGAUCUCAAAGAUUUCUAGUUAUACGAUUGUUUUCAAUAAACGACUAAAAAUAUACAGCGGGUAUUGAGUGCAAGUUCUUCCACCUUCUAAUCGCACCCUUGUGUCCCGCUAAACUUCUAUCAUAUCGCUCCACUAGGCAAUUGUUGUUAGUGCUGGCUAACAAAUAAUAGCCCCAAACGUAUCCUUACCAUUAUACUCAGACCUGUUGGCGUAGCUGGUAAUCAAAUUGCUCCAAUGAGUGAUCCAAUGCUUACAGCAGCAACAACAGGUGAGAAUAUACAGAAAUCUGUUGACAUGCAGCUACCACUUGAUAGUUCCAAUGAAUCAGGACAGCCUGGUGUGUUGGGAGAAAAUAAACUUUUUAGUUCACAACUACUAGCUGAUCUUCAACUAGCUGAUUUUCAACUAGAACAAUUAACUGCUACACCUGUAACAGAAUCUAAAUUGUGGCACCAAACUAUAACGCCUGAUCUCAGAAAUCACCUACUUCGCAAAUUAGUGAAAGCAUCAUUCCAAAUUCCGGAUUCUACAGAGAUGUUUGAUAAACAGAUGCACAAUUUAGUUAUCUAUGCUAGAAAAGUGGAAGGUGAUAUAUAUGAGAUGGCCAAUUCUAGAGCGGACUAUUAUCACUUACUGUCGGAGAAAAUUUUUACAAUACAAAAAGAAUUAGAGAAAAAACGAUACGAAAGAAAAGAGCACCAACAACAACAAUUGCAAGUUGCACAACAGCAGCAAUAGCAAGCCCAACAAGCUCAGCAAUAACAAAUACUUGUUGGUCCUUAUGCUCCCAGUCCAAUUGGACAGUCAACAUCUAAUACAAGUCUGGUCUUAGUUCAUUUGGUCAGCCACAAAUGUUGCAAGCUAAUUUAACAACAACAACUACAUCAGUAACGACUAGUCAAUUUCCAACCUCUAAUGGCAUUUCCAGUUUACCAAACAGUUCACCUGUACAAAAUCAACA